Carassius gibelio (silver crucian carp) is the source of this 6919-nucleotide messenger RNA. RefSeq names its product serine/arginine repetitive matrix protein 5-like. The coding region runs from base 3671 to 4618 and encodes 315 amino acids. The record is from RefSeq and is a predicted model, not a curated record. The transcript is spliced from 2 exons. Lineage: Eukaryota; Metazoa; Chordata; Actinopteri; Cypriniformes; Cyprinidae.
GGCCAGUUCUCCUCUGACCAGACGAAACCAGUAGUUCAAUUCCAGGCUGCAGCAAAGUCAGAUUGUGCAGAAGAAUCAUCUGUUUCCUGUGGUCUUGUCCUGGUGCUCCUCUGAGACAAGGUCUUUACAGGGGAUCUGUAUCUGGGGCUCUAGUUGUCCUGGUCUCCGCUGUCUUUCAUGGCAGUAGAGGUCCUUUCUAGGUGCUCAUCCACCAUCUGGUCUGGAUACGUACUGGAUCCGGGUGACUGCAGUGACCCUCUUAUCUGGAUACAGACUGGAUCUGGUGGCUACGGUGACCUCUGAAUAAGAAAGAAACAGACAAAUAUUAGCAUGGAUGCCAUUCUUCUAAUGAUGUAGCAAGUACAUAUGGUGUUAUGGGAAGUGUUUCCGGUUCUGGUUUACCUAAUUAAUGCAGCCUAAAACUCCUUUAACGGAUUUGGAUAUUAAAAACAUAUUAGUAUGUUAUGUGUAAGCCAGGUUAAAGAGAUGAUCUUUAAUCUAGAUUUAAACUGCAAGAGUGUGUCUGCCUCCCGAACAAUGUUAGGUAGGUUAUUCCAGAGUUUAGGUGCCAAAUAGGAAAAGGAUCUGCCGCCCGCAGUUGAUUUUGAUACUCUAGGUAUUAUCAAAUUGCCUGAGUUUUGAGAAAACAGUGGACGUAGAGGAGUAUAAUGUAAAUGGAGCUCAUUCAAAUACUGAGGUGCUAAACCAUUCAAGGCUUUAUAAGUAAUAAGUAAUAAGCAAUAUUUUAAAAUCUAUACGAUGUUUGAUAGGGAGCCAGUGCAGUGUUGACAGGACCGGGCUAAUAUGGUCAUACUUCCUGGUUCUAGUAAGAACUCUUGCUGCUGCAUUUUGGACUAGCUGUAGUUUGUUUACUAAGCGUGCAGAACAACCACCCAAUAAAGCAUUACAAUAAUCUAACCUUGAGGUCAUAAAUGCAUGGAUUAGCAUUUCUGCAUUUGACAUUGAGAGCAUAGGCCGUAAUUUAGAUAUAUUUUCGAGAUGGAAAAAUCCAGUUUUACAAAUGCUAUAAACAUGGCUUUCUAAGGAAAGAUUGCGAUCAAAUAGCACACCUAGGUUCCUAACUGAUGACGAAGAAUUGUCAGAGCAGCCAUCAAGUCUUAGACAGUGUUCUAGGUUAUUACAAGCAGAGUUUUUAGGUCCUAUAAUUAACACCUCUGUUUUUUCAGAAUUUAGCAGUAAGAAAUUACUCGUCAUCCAGUUUUUUAUAUCGACUAUGCAUUCAAUUAGUUUUUCAAAUUGGUGUGUUUCACCAGGCCGCGAAGAAAUAUAGAGCUGAGUAUCAUCAGCAUAACAGUGAAAGCUAACACCAUGUUUCCUGAUGAUAUCUCUCAAGGGUAACAUAUAAAGCGUGAAGAGUAGCAGCCCUAGUACUGAGCCUUGAGGUACUCCGUACUGCACUUGUGAUCGAUAUGAUACAUCUUCAUUCACUGCUACGAACUGAUGGCGGUCAUAUAAGUACGAUUUAAACCAUGCUAAUGCACUUCCAUUAAUGCCAACAAAGUGUUCAAGUCUAUGCAAAAGAAUGUCGUUGUCAAUUGUGUCAAACGCAGCACUAAGAUCCAAUUAAACUAAUAGAGAGAUACACCCACGAUCAGAUGAUAAGAGCAGGUCAUUUAUAACUCUAAGGAGAGCAGUCUCAGUACUAUGAUACAGUCUAAAUCCUGACUGGAAAUUCUCACAUAUACCAUUUUUUUCUAAGAAGGAAUAGAAUUGUGAGGAUACAACCUUUUCUAGUAUCUUGGACAGAAAAGGGAGAUUCGAGAUUGGUCUAUAAUUAACUUGUUCUUUGGGGUGAAGUUGUGGUUUUUUGAUGAGAGGCUUAAUAAACAGCCAGUUUGAAGGUUGUGGGUACAUAUCCUAAUGACAAUGAGGAAUUAAUAAUAGUCAGAAGAGGAUCUAUGACUUCUGGAAGCACCUCUUUUAGGAGCUUAGAUGGUUUAGGGUCCAUCAUACAUGUUGUUGGUUUAGAUGAUUUAACAAAUUUAUACAAUUCUUCCUCUCCUAUAGUAGAGAAUGAGUGGAACUGUUCCUCAGGGGGUCUAUAGUGCACUCUCUUAUGCGAUACUGUAGCUGACGGCUGAAUGGUUGCAAUUUUAUCUCUAAUAGUAUCGAUUUUAGAAGUAAAGUAGUUCAUAAAGUCAUUACUGCUGUGGGUUUGGGAAAUGUCAACACUUGUUGAGGCUUUAAUUUUUCGUUAAUUUAGCCACUGUGUUGAAUAAAUACCUAGGGUUAUUUUUAUUUUCCAUGGUGUCAAACUGUUUUCCUUAAUCUUCCUUAAGCGUAAAGGAGCAACUGUAUUUAAAGUGCUAGAAAAGAGAGUCCAUAGUUUCUGUUACAUCAUCAAGUUGUUCUGAGGUUUUGGAUAUGCUAAGGAAUUUAGAUAAAUCAGGAAGAUAACUUAAAAAGCAGUAUUUUGUGGUAGAAGUGAUGGUUCUACCAUACUUGUGGUACAGUUUACGCUACCGGAAGGAACACGGAGCCGGAGAAUAAACGAAAUAAGGCUUUAUUAUAUCCAACACAGGCGUUAUCCAAACAUGGAACACAGAGGAAGACACAUGUAAGUGGUAAGUAGAUCCGACAAAACUGAACUAAAAGGACAAGGCUUAAAUGCAUGAGAUAAUAGGGGCAACACAGGUGGAUGGAAUGACUCAAUUAACAGGGACAUGGAACACAUGGGGAAUAAAAUAGACACACCUGGGAACUAAUCAAACCAAACAUACGGGAGACAGAAAACUGGGUCACAGGGGCAAAAACACACUAAAAGAGUCCAGGGGUGUAACAUUACUCCCCCCUCCCGGUAGGUGCGUCCUCGCACCGUAGAAACAGAGUGAGGCCCGGUUGGGAACUUGAGAGGAGGUUCCGGUGGAGGACAGACUCCCAGGAGGGGGCCAGCAGACAGGGACCACGGAGGAAGGAGCCAGGGAAGAGACGACGGAGGGAGGAGCCAGGGAGGAGACAGGAGCAGGAGGAGCCAGAUGGUCCACCAGAGACCAGCCAGGACGGAGAUCCAUGGUUAGGUCGAUGGCGGGAGGAGCCAUGGUGAAGAAGGGGCCGACGACACCAGGGGGCCAACAGGCGGUGACUGCACCGGUGGGUGAGGAGCCCAAGAUGGAGCAGCACAGCCGCAGAGCCAGGGUGACGUCGAGGAUCAGGAGGGCCUAGGUGGAGCAGAAGGCUCAGGCGACCAAGGCGAGGCGGGGUCCUGGAAGACCGCUGUGGAGCCGGAGUGACUGAGGAUGGAGGUGGAGCCAGAGGGAAGGAGGAGCCUGACAGAGCCUGAGGGAUGAAGUGACGAGGUGAAACCAGAGGAAUGGAGUCCUGAGGCCGUGGAUGGUCGACGACUGACCAAGGUGGAGCCGGAGGGACGAGGGAGCCCGGUGGAGCAGGUGGGAUGCCAGGCCACGGUGGAGAUGAGGGAGCUAAGAGCCAAGGCGGAGCCGCUGGGUCGAAGGACCGAGGAGGAGACCAGGGCUCGGAGGCUUGAGGCGGAGACAGGGCUUUAACGCGCCAAGGCAGAGCUGGAGACUGGCAGUCCAGUGGCGAACCAUCGCACCAAGAUGGCGCGGACUGAGGGUUAGCUGCGGGACUGACUGGCACCAGCAGGGAUGACGAGGAACUCGCUGGUAUAGGAGGAGGAGAGAGAGGAAGGAUGGGAGGAAAGAAAGGAGGAUCAGGGCUGGAUGGAACCAGCGGCAGUGGAGCAGAGGGACUGGCAGGUUUAGGAGGAGGUGGGAGAGGGAUGCUGGGAGGGAAUACAGGAGACACAGAAACUUCAGAGCUGGGCGGAACCAGCGGAGACAGAAAAUUCAGAGCUGGGUGGAACAAGUGGAGACACAGGAAAUUCAGAGCUGGGCGGAACCAGCGGAGACACAGAAGAUUGAGAGGUGGGCGGAACCAGCGACGACACAGAAGAUUCAGAGCUGGGCGGAACCAGCGGAGACACAGGAAACUCAGGGCUGGGCGGAACCAGCGGAGAAACAGAAAAUUCCAGGCUGGGCGGAACCAGCGGAGAAACAGAAAACUCAGGGCUGGGCGGAACCAGCGGAGAAACAGAAAAUUCAUAGCUGGACGGAACCAGCGGAAAUGGAGCAGAGGAAAUGACUGGAGACUGAGAGGGUAUACAGGGGAAUCAGGGCUGGACGGAACCAGCGGAGAAACAGGAAAAUUAGGGAUUACCUCCAUAGACCAGUCCAUCAGAUCCAUAAGUUGCUCCAUAUUACCCGAGACUGGAUACAGCUCACCCUCAGUCGCGGAAGUGUGGGCAGGGCUUUCCUCCAUGCCCUCGAUCUCCACUAAGACUCCCAUGACGCACGGUGUUGCCGGCUCACCCACCUGGUCAGUCACGCUCUCGAUGUCAUGCUUACUGUCCGUGAAUGGCUCGGGCUCUGCGGCUGUGGUGGGCUCUGGCUCCGUGCGGCCUGAUGGUGGCUGGCUGGUCUCUGGGUCCAGAGUGGAACUGGCGAGAUCCUCCAUGGGGCAGACGGUGAGAGGUGACCCAUUUCUCGCCAGAGUCCACUCCACGAAUGCGGCGAAUUCCUCCCGAGGACCAUCUUCGGGCGAAAACGCUCUGCACUUGGAGUUUAGGCUGGUGUUAUAGAAGGUGCAGAGCUCGUAGUCCGGGUAGCGGGUGGCAUUCGCUAGCAGAAGAAACUGUCUGGUAUGGUCCUCAAGAAAACGUCCUUCCUGCUCCAGCAGGAGGAGGAGGAAUUCGGGGAUAUAGAGGGGAUCCAUCGGCACUCUACGGAAAGAAAAGACUGUGAAAAAACGGAAAACAAAACGGAGGGAAAAACACGCAGUUUUAAACUUUUUUAGGUCGGAUCUUCUGUUACAGUUUACGCUGCCGGAAGGAACACGGAGCCGGAGAAUAAACGAAAUAAGGCUUUAUUAUAUCCAACACAGGCGUUAUCCAAACAUGGAACACAGAGGAAGACACAGGUAAGUGGUAAGUAGACCUGACAAAACUGAACUGAAAGGACAAGGCUUAAAUGCAUGAGAUAAUAGGGGCAACACAGGUGGAUGGAAUGACUCAAUUAACAGGGACAUGCAACACAUGGGGAAUAAAAAAGACACACCUGGGAACUAAUCAAACCAAACAAGGGAGACAGAAACUGGGUCACAGGGGCAAAAACACACUAAAAGAGUCCAGGGGUGUAACAACUUGUAACAAGAAGUAGAAUUUACAAUAUUGGCUAUAUGAAGUUUGCACAAAACUAAAUAAUGAUCUGAGAUAUCAUCACUUGGCUGCAUAAUUUCAACACUAUCAACAUCAAUUCCAUGUGACAGUAUUAAAUCUAGAGUAUGAUUUUGACAAUGAGUAGGUCCUGAAACAUGUUGUCUAACCCCAAUAGAGUUCAGAAUGUUUAUAAAUGCUGAUACCAAUGCAUCUUUUUCAUUAUCAACAUGGAUAUUAAAAGCACCAACUAUUAAAACUUUAUCUGCAGCCAGAACUAACUCAGAUGUAAAAUCACCAAACUCUUUAAUAAAGUCUGGUGCCCUAGUGGCCUGUAUACAGUAGCCCAUACAAACAUAACAGGGGAUUUAUCAUUAACAUUUGUUUCUCUGGAUAAUGUUAUAUGAAGCACCAUUACUUCAAACAAGUUAUACUUGAAGCCUGCCCUCUGAGAAAUCCUGAAAACGUUGUUAUAAAUUGAAGCAACAACCUCCCCCUUUGCCUUUUAGACGCGACUCAUGUUUAUAACAGUAAUCUUGGCGGGUGGACUCAUUUAAAAUAAUGUAAUCAUCAGGUUUUAGCCAGGUUUCUGUCAAACAGAGCACAUCUAGAUUAUGAUCAGUGAUCAUAUUAUUUACAAAAAGUGUUUUCGUAGAAAGGGAUCUGAUAUUCAAUAAGCCAAGCUUUAUCAUUUGUUUAUCCAUAUUGCAUCUGUUUUUUAUUUGUUGAACCUCAAUUAAAUUGUUCAUCUUAACUUGGUUUGGACGUUUUUUGUAUUUUCUAGUUCGUUGAACAGACAAAGUCUCUAUAGUGUGAUAUCUAGGUGAAAGAGUCUCUAUGUGCUGAGAAUUAGCUGACCUCUGUGACGUGAGGCAGCUAGCAGACGGUCGGUUUAGCCAGUCUGACUGCUUCCUGACCUGGGCCCCAGUUAGUCAAGUAUAAACACUAAGACUAUUUGCCAUAUUUCUAGAGAGAAGAGUGGCACCACCCCAGGAGGGAUUAAGACCAUCUCUUUUCAACAGGUCAGGUCUGCCCCAAAAGCUUGUCCAAUUGUCUAUGAAACCUAUGUUAUUCUGUGGGCACCACUUAGACAUCCAGCCAUUGAGUGAUGACAAUCUGCUAUGCAUCUCGUCACCACGGUAAGCAGGGAGGGGACCACAUCAUAUUACAGUGUCUGACAUCGUGCUUGCAAGUUCACACACCUCUUUAAUGUUAUUUUUAGUGAUCUCCGACUGGCGAAGUCGAACAUCAUUAGCGCCAGCAUGAAUAACAAUCUUACUGUAUUUACGUUUAGCAUUAGCCAGCACUUUUAAAUUUGCCAAGAUGUCAGGCGCUAACUGUCUCAGGUUACGUAAGUAAAGCCUUAACUAAUGUAACUAAAAAGAUCUUAUUAAAAAUUGUUGCCAACACUUUUCAUGAUCUAUAACCAUUUUUAAAAAUCAUUUUAAUGAUCAAUAAACAUUUGUGAAAUAAUUAUAUUACCAGUGAAAUUCAUAUUAACAUAAAAUACAUAUUUUCCUUUUAAAGAUUUUUUAUAAAUGUUUAAAUGCUAUAUAAACACAUCUACAAUAAUUAUUUAAAAUAAUACUGAUAGUACAGUGCAUUUCUAUGCAUUAUUUUUCAUUCGUUGAUACAGAGAGAAUUAGUAAUCUUAUGUCUCUAUCAGGUGGUCAUCCUUGGCAUUACAGUCCUCAACUUUUCACUAAUUUUGUGCUAGUUUAAAUUUUC